GAAUUCAUCUCUCUCCCCGCUUGCACCAUCUGCUCACGUGACUCCCACAAUGCUGCUCAGCAUCACAGCAGCCAUCUUGGUCAACACCCACUCGGUUGCAGCGCACACAGCCAAUCCAGUUAGCUUGAGUGGGGGCUGUGCGGAGUGAGACGGGGAGAGCGAGAGAGAGACAGUUGUGAUUGUUGCUCCACCACUGAGCUGUUUGCAGCAUCUCAGUCCUCUUGUCCUGCUGAGCGAGCACGGAAAGCAGCCUAAAUUCUAUGCAAAGGAUUUUCUCCUGAUUCACUCGGGGACACAAAAGGGGACUUUAUUUAUUUAUUUAUUUAUUUAUUUAUUAAAAAAAAGGAAUCCACACAAGAAGAAAAGCAUCUUGCUUAGUACUGCCGUGGCUGCUGUUUUCCUUUCAUUGCUCUUUAUCCCAUUGUUUCCUCGUCCUCCUAGCUUUCAAGGGCUGUUGGUAGGAGGUUGUUUUCAUUCCUAUUUAAUCUGUAUUCUGCUCUGUAUUUGGACCCUUGGGUGAGGGAGGCCAUCGUUGUUGUUGUUGUUGUCGUAGUCACUGGGCCUCACAGCUGAGUCAUGUCGGAUCUGACGCCACAGAGCGAGGCGCCCACCCCCACCACAGACAAGAUCACGCAGGCUGCCCGCGAGACCAUCUACCUGUGCAACUUCCGCGUGUCUGUGGACGGCGAGUGGCUGUGUCUGCGUGAACUCAAUGACAUCUCGCUCACUCCCGAACCUGAGCCAGCGCACGAAGAUCCCAAGGACCCCAUCGCCAUUGAGAGGCUUAACCUGAUGAACAUGGCCAAGCUGAGCAUCAAGGGCUUGAUUGAGUCAGCUCUAAACCUGGGCCGCACACUGGACUCGGACUACGCCCCACUUCAGCAGUUCUUCGUCGUGAUGGAGCACUGUCUUAAACAUGGACUCAAAAGCAAGAAGACGUUCCUCGGGCAGAACAAGUCGUUUUGGGGUCCUCUGGAGCUAGUGGAGAAGUUGACUCCAGAAGCUGGUGAAAUCACAGCUAGUGUCAAAGACCUUCCUGGCCUCAAAACUCCUUUAGGAAGAGGCAGAGCAUGGCUGAGACUGGCCCUCAUGCAAAAGAAGCUCUCAGACUACAUGAAGACCAUCAUUAACAGAAAGGAUCUUUUAAGUGAGUUCUAUGAGCCCAAUGCUCUGAUGAUGGAGGAAGAGGGAGCUGUAAUUGCUGGAUUGUUGGUGGGACUCAAUGUGAUUGAUGCAAAUUUGUGCAUGAAGGGAGAAGAUUUGGACUCUCAGGUUGGUGUGAUCGAUUUUUCCAUGUAUCUAAAAGAUGGAGGUCACAGCAGCAAGAGCACAGAGGGUGAUGGACAAAUCACAGCAAUCCUUGACCAGAAAAAUUAUGUUGAGGAGCUCAACAGACAUUUAAGUGCUUCUGUGAAUAAUCUUCAAGCCAAAGUCGAUGCCCUUGAAAAGUCCAACACAAAACUUACAGAGGAGCUUGCAGUUGCAAACAACAGAAUCAUCACUUUGCAAGAGGAAGUAGAGAGGAUGAAGGAGGAAAGCUCUUACCUUGUGGAGUCCAAUCGCAAGUCAUUGAGACCAGAUGGAGCUGCAGACGGCCAAGUACUUGGGGAAACUCGCAAGCAGCUCAAAGAGGAAACUCAGCUCAGACUGGAUGUAGAGAAAGAGCUGGAGGUGCAGAUCGGGAUGAGACAGGAGAUGGAAUUGUCUAUGAAGAUGCUGGAGAAGGACAUUUGUGAGAAACACGAUGCGCUGGUGGAGCUCAGACAUCAGCUCGAUGAUCUGCGCAGAAUCAACCAUGAGCUCUCCCACAAGACCCAGAGCUCAGAGACCAGUGUGAAACAGAAGAGUGAGAUCAUCAGUCGCUUUGAAGAGAAAACAAACCAGAUGGCUGCCACUAUUAAACAACUGGAGCACAGCGAGAAAGACGUGGUCAAGCAAGCACGGAACUUGAAUUUGGCUGCAGGAAAACUGCUGCAAAAGCAACAAUAGAUCAUUUUUGCAAACGCAUAUUAAUAGUUUCAUCAAUACAUAUCCUCAAUUUGACUUUGCAUAUCAUAGAAACAACUAGGAUAUUUAUUUUCGAAUGGGGUCGCGAUUCCUUUCUCUUUCCUCAUGGACUACCAUGUUUUUGCUUCUACUGUGAAUAUCACACUCCACACAAGCGCUCCUCCUCUCUUAGUCUUUCCAGCAUUUUUUUUUUUGUGGUUCGCCAGAUACAAAAUACAGCAGUUUCAGAUAGUGUGAGAAAGACUCAAGAUUUGCUUAAUAUCCAACAGCUUUUUAUUGUUUGAUUAAGUUUUUGGGGGGGUUCUGAGUUUAUAUGUAGGAAAUGUUAACAUAACAAUGCAUCUCUCGUAUCUCUACAGUGUAUCUCUUUACUCUUUGAAUAACCGAACUUCAGGAUGUUAGAACGGAGGCUUUGGAUAUCAAAAGCUUUAACAUGGUAACUAGAUCUGGUUAAACAUGUACCAUUAGUUAUUUGCAAAGUACGUCAUUUUUUUCAAUACUCUUUCUGGCCAGUUUUUAACUUCAUAUUUUGGCCUAACUUAUGUUUUGACGUUUAAGCCCUGUGAUAUUGCAGAAGUGAAAUGGACCUUGAUAAGCGACCACUCACCUGUGUGUAAGUUGAGUGUACUGAAUUAUGCUCCUGAGUGUAAAAAAAAUAUGCAAUUGAUUAAAGUGAAAGCAUACACUCAGGAGAUUUCGCUUUGGUAGAAGAACGUGAGCUUAAAUAACAUUGACAUAAUAUCAGCUCGAGUCCGAACUGACAGCAGAUGUGAUGCUGGUGGAGGUUAAUGCCAAAUGUGAACGGUGUGGUCCUCUAUUAAACCCCAAAAUAAAUUCUUCAAGGUUUCUGUACACGAGGUUGUUCUCUCGAUUGCAAUUAAAUGAUGAAAGUGUAUGUGGACUUUAACAAUCUAUGUAAAAUGUAGUACAGUAGCAUAAUAAAGAUCAAAUCCAACACUUGAGCUUUCUUCACUUUCUUUGACUUUCCAUAUAGCCUCUACAUUUCCUACACUCAUCCCCUUGUCUUAGGAUUUUACUUUUUUUCCUGCUUGUUUUUGUCUCUUUCUUGUUCAUUUCGGUUUGACGUUAUUGAGAUUCUCCUCCCUGUCAUGGCAUUUUAGUUCUCAUUUUUUA
This is a messenger RNA of Ictalurus punctatus (channel catfish), 3141 nucleotides long. It is a transcript of the gene rufy3, whose product is annotated as RUN and FYVE domain containing 3. Gene Ontology annotation, molecular function: metal ion binding. NCBI's taxonomy places the organism in Eukaryota, Metazoa, Chordata, Actinopteri, Siluriformes, Ictaluridae. Gene Ontology annotation, cellular component: cytoplasm. The transcript has 13 exons. The record is from RefSeq and is a predicted model, not a curated record. Gene Ontology annotation, biological process: regulation of axonogenesis. The coding region runs from base 577 to 1989 and encodes 470 amino acids.